AUGGCAGCGUCCAGGGGAUGGCGGGUGCUGUGGCACGGCCGGUGCUGGUUCUCACAGACGCAGUCCACUGUCUCCGCGGAGCCCUCUGACUCACUUUACCCCCCGAUAGUGGCUUCCGCUACGGCACAGAGCAAAGCGGCCAAGCGGCGGCGUCUGGAGCAUUUCCACCAGAGAGUGCAUGCAGCGGCCUCGAUCGAGGAGAAGCUGCGGCUCUACAGGAAGCUGCAGCGGCCCAAGUACAUGGUUUAUCCGCAGACCCUCGCCCUUAACGCCGACCGCUGGUACCGGAGCUUCACCAAGACCGUCUUCGUGCCAGGGUUGCCCACGAAUGUGGCGCUGGCAGCCGGGGAAGCCCAGGCAUCAAUAGCUUCAGAGCCCGCGAAAGCUCUGGAGGGCGCGGCAGAAGUGGCACCCGGGGACACCAAAGCCUCCCAACCGGGAACGGCGGCACCAGAGGCUGCGAGAACUCCAGAGCCCGCGGUGGGAGCGGAGCCAUACCUGGAUAUGGGCGAGCUGCGCUCUCUCGUCUGCGACGCGCUCCUGCAAGAGAACUUCUACCAGAAAAAGAAGCGGCCGUUCCUCUACCGUGAUCAGGAGCAUACGCCUGGCCCAUUCCUUACGCAGCUCGUUUCUACCCUCGCCGCUUACCUGUCCAACUGCAAUCCGCUCCUGGCAGCCUCCUCCUUUGAUCUAAACCCUGAAGUUAACUAUUACUGGCAUCAUGGUGAGGAGGUUGUUGUUCAUGGGCAUCGAAAGGGUAGAGUUGAUCCUGUGCGAUUUCAGAUAGAUGAUCACCCACACCUCCAAAUCCGUGUACCAAAACAACUUCCAGAGAUUGUGCAGCUGGAAUCAGAUCUGGGAGAUGUUCCUGUUAUUGAUCACAAACCAUCCAAACUGCCAUUGUUCAAAAAGCAAUAUGAAAACAAGGUGUUCAUAGGAUCAAAGGUAGCAGACCCAUGCUGUUAUGGACACACCCAGUUUCAUCUUUUUCCUGAUAAACUGAAACGAGAGAGGUUUAUAAAAUUACGUCUUGAGGAUCAGAUUGAAGUUGUUUAUCGAGCUAAUGGUAUUGCAAGUCUCUUUGCCUGGACUGCAGCACAAGCAAUGUAUCAAGGAUUCUGGAAUGAAGCAGAUGUAACACGUCCUUUUGUGUCACAAGCAGUAGUAACUGAUGGAAAAUACUUUGCGUUCUUCUGUUACCAGCUAAAUACUUUAGCACUAACUGUAGAAACUAUUAAAAAUAACCCUCGGAAGAAUAUCUGUUGGGGUACAGACAGUAAGCCAUUGUAUGAUGUGGUGGAAGAUGGUCAUGUGAAAGGCUUUAAUGAUGAAGUUCUGCUCAUGUUGGUUCGUUUUCUGUUAAACAGACCAAAAGAGUUGUAAAUCAGUAAACAAGGAAAUAUUCCUUUCUUUGUGCCUCAACUUCACUGUAACUGCAUGGGCUAGAAUAUGCCUUGCUCUUAAUCAAGUAUUUGUCUAGCAAACAAUAUAUACAUAUUUUAUGAUAUUUGGGCCUUAUUUCUUUAACUGUAUAACAUGGUACACUGAAAAAUAA
Molecule: messenger RNA, 1555 nt
Organism: Indicator indicator
Lineage: Eukaryota; Metazoa; Chordata; Aves; Piciformes; Indicatoridae
Gene: MRPS30
Product: mitochondrial ribosomal protein S30
Exons: 5
Coding region: 1-1383 (460 amino acids)
Biological process (GO): translation
Cellular component (GO): mitochondrial large ribosomal subunit; mitochondrion; ribosome
Molecular function (GO): structural constituent of ribosome
Source: RefSeq, a predicted model, not a curated record